Parathielavia appendiculata is the source of this 954-nucleotide messenger RNA. RefSeq lists its product as uncharacterized. The record is from RefSeq and is a predicted model, not a curated record. The transcript is spliced from 2 exons. Bases 1 to 954 code for a protein of 317 amino acids. NCBI's taxonomy places the organism in Eukaryota, Fungi, Ascomycota, Sordariomycetes, Sordariales, Chaetomiaceae. Gene Ontology annotation, cellular component: nucleus. Gene Ontology annotation, biological process: regulation of transcription by RNA polymerase II.
AUGAGCGUGGUGUACGAGCCGCGGAACUUCAUCCACGAUGGGGCCUAUCCGCCAAUGGACGAACCCCACGAUACCGCGCCGGAUUCGGACCGUUUCCCCGACCCCAGCGAUGCCGUCGUCAACGAACUAGCGACUACUGUCGCGACAUUCACCCAACCUCACCCGGAGUUUGUCGACACGACAGAGCCUAGGCUUGAGCUUCCCGUCGCCCCUCCCACCGCAGUCCCGACCACCAGUCCUAAGGAAGAGUCGCCCACCGCAUCGACGCCUCAGCGCAGCAAGGCGGUCCCUAAGCCGGACCGGGAGGUGACGAGGAAUUUGGACGGCAAGUUCGUCUGUACAUGGCCGGGCUGUGCCGAGGAGCCCAGGGAAUUUGUCCGCAAGUGCGAGUGGAACAAACACAUGGACAAGCACGACCGACCCUACAAGUGCGCCGCCGCGGGAUGCGAGAAACUCCCCGGGUUCACGUAUUCCGGCGGCCUAUUGCGGCACGAGCGCGAGGUACACGGCAAGCACGGCGGGCCCAAGAACUCGUUCUACUGUCCGCACCCCAACUGCAAGCGGCACGCGGGCAAGGGUUUUUCGCGGCAAGAAAACCUCAACGAGCACCUGCGGCGCGUGCACACGCAAAACGGGAUUCCGCUCAACGGCGCCGAGGCAGAGACAGACGACGGGGCGAGCGAUAAUGCGGGUGGAAGCAGCAGCCUCAGCGGUGGGCCGAAGCGUAAGCGCGAUGAGCACGCCGGUGACGACAGCGACCUGCGCGAGGAAAUCAAGCGCGUGCGGCUCGAGAACGAGGAGCUGCGGCGCCAGGUGCAGGCGCAGACUCAGCAGACGGUCCUCAUGAUGCAGAAGAUUACAGCGCUGCAGCAGUCACUCGAGGGGCGCAUCCCUGCGGCUGCCAUGGCCAGCGCCGUGCCGAUUGCGCCGAUGGCCGCUGCGUCGAUGAUUUAG